Messenger RNA from Plasmopara halstedii, 294 nucleotides. RefSeq lists its product as uncharacterized. The coding region runs from base 1 to 294 and encodes 97 amino acids. The record is from RefSeq and is a predicted model, not a curated record. NCBI's taxonomy places the organism in Eukaryota, Oomycota, Peronosporomycetes, Peronosporales, Peronosporaceae. The transcript has 3 exons.
AUGAGAACGUUGCUGCAACGUUGCUGUGAACAUAUAGAUGGGCAAUCAAGUUACUAUCGUGCAAGUGCAAAGCAGAACGAUUCGAGCAUGGCGAAGGCAAAGCAAACGUGGAAUGUUUGUACAAACCAGCCAAAGGAAAACACCACUGAAGCACGGUACUCCAGACAAGAUUGUCUUUCUGAUCCGUUCUGUGGUGGCACACUGGCGUACUGCCACCCGUUCGAAUUCUGGUCAUUGCUUCAAGGUGUUAUCAUCGGGUUUGUUGUACCUCUUCAUUUCUUGUCUCUGGGCUAG